CCGAACCAACUGAGUUUCUUUUCCACACCAACUCUUCUUCUCUUCCUUUACUUCGUCUUCUCUCACUCUCCGGUCUUCCCUCCAGUUCUCCGGUUAGCCAUGGCUUCCCUCAACGAUCUCGUCAACCUCAAUCUCUCCGACACCACCGAGAAGAUCAUCGCCGAGUACAUCUGGGUUGGUGGAUCUGGUAUGGACCUGAGGAGCAAAGCCAGGACUCUGCCCAAGCCAGUGACCAAACCGUCUGAGCUACCAAAGUGGAACUACGACGGCAGCUCCACCAACCAAGCUCCCGGCGAUGACAGCGAAGUCAUCCUCUAUCCACAAGCAAUCUUCAAGGAUCCCUUCAGAAAGGGAAACAACAUCCUGGUCAUGUGCGAUACCUAUACCCCAGCCGGCGAGCCAAUUCCAACAAACAAGAGGGCCGCUGCUGCCAAGAUCUUCAGCCACCCCGACGUUGAAGCCGAGGUCCCAUGGUACGGGAUCGAGCAAGAGUACACCCUUCUGACCAGGAGCAAAUGGCCUCUUGGCUGGCCGAAAGACGGGUACCCUGGACCCCAGGGGCCUUACUACUGUGGAAUUGGAGCUGACAAGGCAUUCGGAAGGGACAUCGUUGACUCUCACUACAAGGCUUGCUUGUACGCCGGGAUCAACAUCAGUGGGAUCAACGGCGAGGUCAUGCCCGGGCAGUGGGAGUUCCAGGUUGGACCUUCUGUUGGCAUUUCUGCUGGUGAUGAGGUGUGGGUUGCUCGUUACAUCCUCGAGAGGAUUACUGAAGUCGCUGGAGUAGUUGUCAGCUUUGACCCUAAACCAAUUCCUGGUGACUGGAACGGUGCUGGUGCUCACACUAACUACAGCACCAAGUCGAUGAGGGAAGACGGUGGGAUUGAUGUGAUCAAGGCGGCGAUCAAGAAGUUGGAAGCCCGCCACAGCGAGCACAUCGCUGCUUAUGGCGAGGGUAACGAGAGACGAUUGACUGGCCACCAUGAGACCGCCAACAUCAACAAAUUCACCUGGGGUGUGGCUAACAGGGGAGCUUCCGUUCGUAUUGGCCGCGACACCGAGAAGGAUGGAAAGGGUUACUUCGAGGACAGAAGGCCGGCCUCCAACAUGGAUCCCUACGUCGUCACAUCCAUGAUCGCCGAGACCACCAUUCUGUUGGACCUUUGAAAAUAACACUGAUGAACUUAAGGAGAAGAGGAAGAGCAGAAAGGGCAUGUUUACAUUUGGUAUAUUUGUUUCUAAAAUAGACGCAUGAAAAACAAACUGCUCUCUGCUACUGAUAUUUGCUCCUUUGCUGCUCAUUCCUCUAUGUUGUACGAUGAUUGUUCUCUAUGGUUGGUUGAUCAUUUUCUGAUUUCGAGUCGGGUCGGGUGGUCAGUUUUAGUAUCCUGGUUUGGUUUCGUCAGCUGGAUUGUUUUCGAGUUGAGUUGUUCUGUUCUGCUUUUCAACAAGCAACCUUUGUCUAUUUCUCCAAUAAUAAGAAUCAGCUUGUUUUUCGUUCCUAAACACCUCCAUUGUCGACGUCAUAUUAUUCGUGAAAUGAAUCAACCAUAACCUCGCCCCACGUGUCCCUCUCCUUCCUCUAUAUAUGCGUCUGUCUCCUCCCAACCCAUCUCUAUUUCCGACACUUUAGUUUUUACAAUGGCUGGCCGUCGGCAUUUCUGUUUACAGUACAUACGGCAAUUAGUUUGCUCAUUUGCAGAAGAUGAUGCAACGACGUCAUGGGCAGAAGUUUUGGAAAUUGGAACAUCAAGUGAGAGGAUAGUAGAGAAGUGGCUUGUUUUUUGGGGAAUGACAUAAACCAUUACCUAAGAUCCUCCGAAUUUCACUAAAGUGAAGUGAAGUUACCCAACAAAAUCGAAAGGUGCAACCGAUUUUGUUCAACGCAGGUUUUCUCUCCAGAAAAUAACAUAUCAGUUGGUAGUCCGUGGAACUGGCCUAUAAACUAUACUAUGAAAGAACGACUCAACUAAAAGAUGACACUUCCGAAGUAGAGGUCCUCCAAUCGAGUCCACUAGCAUUCAUUGACUAAGUUGAUGGAUUACAACUUUGACAUAGCCUUCGAAGAUAAUUCAAGAGUGAUAUUGCAAAUGAUAAGGCAUCCCUAACUGCUAGUAAUUCUGCGAGAUAAGGGUGAGAGAUACCCUGAUGUCGAACUAACAUGGCCAUGAGCACAUGCCAGAGGGGCAUGGUAGACACCGAGGGGAUCGGGUUAGAGGGGCAUGGAGUGAUAGGAAUAUAUAAUUACUUAAUUG
Linum trigynum is the source of this 2255-nucleotide messenger RNA. The record is from the annotation of a GenBank genome assembly. NCBI's taxonomy places the organism in Eukaryota, Viridiplantae, Streptophyta, Magnoliopsida, Malpighiales, Linaceae.